AUGUCCGGCACCAAAGAGGAGGACCGCAAAGGCUCGAGCGAGUGGCGGGAAUUCUUCUGGAACCCGCGAACUCAUGAGCUGCUGGGCCGAACCGCCACGAGCUGGGGUCUGAUCCUGCUCUUCUACCUGGUCUUCUACCUAUGCCUGGCAGGAAUGUUUGUUCUCACCAUGUACAUCAUGCUGCUGACACUCGACGACUACAAACCCACCUGGCAGGACCGCCUGGCCACUCCAGGGAUGAUGAUUCGUCCAAAGGGCGAUCAGCUGGAAAUCACUUUCUCGGUCUCGGAGACUGAGAGCUGGGACGGCUUCAUACACAACCUCAACACCUUCCUCUCUCCAUACAACGACAGCUACCAGGUUCAGACCAAUGAUAACUGCUCGCCAGAUCAAUACUUCAUUCAAGAGGACAGUGGAGAGGUGAGGAACAAUCCGAAGCGUUCCUGUCAGUUUAAUCGGACUAUAUUGGAGGAGUGUUCUGGGAUUUCGGAUCGUUUCUAUGGCUACAACAGAGGUCAGCCCUGCAUCCUCAUCAAACUGAACCGGGUGAUCGGUAUGUACCCGGGGAAGGACGGCCAGUCUCCUUAUGUCACCUGUGGUGCCAAGAGGGAGGACAGUGAUAAGAUCGGGCCUCUGGCGUAUUAUCCUCCUAAUGGGACCUUCAAUCUCAUGUACUACCCCUACUACGGCAAGAAGGCUCAGGUGAACUACACUCAGCCACUGGUGGCCGUGAAGUUCCUGAACGCCUCCCUGAACACGGACAUCAACGUCGAGUGUAAAAUCAACUCCAACACUCUCGCCGUCGGCAGCGAGAGAGACAAGUUCGCCGGACGGGUCUCCUUCAAACUACGAAUCGACGACAAAUAGACACACCUGCAAAACACACACACACAUUUACACACACAUGUUGAAGCUGCACUAACUCAGAUGUUUAGUGAAACCAGUGAGUCUGUCCUCGUCCGCACAGUUUCCCCGUUAAAGCCUCAAACUGACCUGUUCACUUUUCAUACAGAAUCUUUUUUAUUCCAGCUUCACGACGCGUUCACUGACAGUCUGAAUUAUUUUGUCACACGAUCCCCCGUAGCCGUGCAGACACAUAUUUUGCAUUUUGUCAUUUUCUGUGAUGUGAUCCUACGACAGCCUCAGUGCAGUUUUAACUCGAACACACCCCGACCCUGAAACGGACCAAUCAGUAUGCACACACGCUCUGAUGUCACCGCCACUGAGGAAGAGCCUAAAGAACGACAGACGAUCUAUCGUCCUAUCAAUCUGCAUGAAUCAAAAACCAAAUGAUUGAUUAUUUACUCAUGUCUUUAUUUAUGUAUGUAUUAUUUGUUCCUUUAUCUAUUUGGGUUAUUUAUGAUAACUUUAUUUUUUACAACGUUGAAAACAUCACAGAUCAAAGUUUAGAUUGCAGAAAGUCAGUUUAACAAACUUCUGAUGGGUUUCUGUAAAUGUGACAUCGGGUAUGACUGGCUCUGACUGGCUGUUCAGAAACCAGUUUAGCGGUUCCCACAAAUCUGGUUUUAUCGGUCGGUUCGGAAACAAAACAAACAAGCACUAAAAUCAGUUCAGAGACUAAACAACAAGCCACAAGAGAAACCAGUUUAGAAAACAGUCCUAAACCAUUUUAGCUUAGAAACACUACAGAGUUACAGAGAUGUCACAGACCACAUCGAAGGAGAAACCAGUUCAGAGACACAUCUACAUAUUGACAAAAUGUCACAAGCCAUUUGAGAAAUUCGUUAAUGAACCAGAACAGAAACCAUAUCAUAACUAGUUCACAAUCCAGAAACAGUUGACAAACUGUUACUGGAUUCUGGAACCAGUUUAAACAAUCAGCAUAAACAAGUUGGGGACUGGAACAGAAACCAGUACACAAACCAUAUCAUUUAUAGUUCAGAAUCAGAACCAGUUCAGAAAUCAGGCCAGAAACCAGUUCAUCAAUCUAAACACUGCUGAGUUCAGAAGCUUGAACAGGAACCAUAUCAUAAUAGCGCAGAAACCAGUAAGAGUUGAUCACAAACCAUUUCAGAAAUCAUAGCAGAAACCAGAACACAUAUCAGUUCCGAAACCAGUUCAGAAAUCAGGGCAGGAAGUAGUUCCUCAAUCUAAACACAAACCACAUCCUAAAUAGUUCAGAAACCAGUAACGGUCGAUAAACCAGAUCAAAUCCACCUCAGAAAUUAUGCCAGGAACCAGUUCAGAGGCUGGUCUGUCUCUCUCGGCCACCUCUUUAGUUGCCACGGAAGCAGGCGAAACCGAUUGUAGCUCUAGUAACCAUGGCAGCAGUGUUGUUGUUUGAUGUCAUAUAUUUUGUUGUUUUUCCUCUUUCAUCUGUAUUUUUUCUUUGUUGGUGCAGCAGAUUGGUUCUUUAGUUAAUUAGAUAAGUCAUUAGCGGAUAACUUAACGAGUUAGUGAAUUUAAUUAAUUGGGUAGUUAAAGAGUUAGGAAGUCUUUAUUUGUUUACAUGUUUGUUUUUGUUUACUAUUGUCAUCGUGGGGCUGAGUAGGACAACAGUUACCGUGACAACCGGGCCACGUGACACACGCACACUUUCUCCUCACCCGUCAAUCACUCUGUCGUGCCACGUUGAAACGCCGCUCCCGCACCUGCACUGCUCUCUACCAAUCGUCUUCCUUUAAAGAUGGAUCAGCCAAUCAGACGGUCCCGCCGCAAGAUGUCAUAUGCUUUUACUCGUUUGUGAUUGGUUUAUUUCUCCUGCCUGAAAAUGUCCUCGUGUUUAACA
Molecule: messenger RNA, 2749 nt
Organism: Xiphias gladius (swordfish)
Lineage: Eukaryota; Metazoa; Chordata; Actinopteri; Istiophoriformes; Xiphiidae
Gene: atp1b2a
Product: ATPase Na+/K+ transporting subunit beta 2a
Exons: 8
Coding region: 1-867 (288 amino acids)
Biological process (GO): sodium ion export across plasma membrane; intracellular sodium ion homeostasis; intracellular potassium ion homeostasis
Cellular component (GO): sodium:potassium-exchanging ATPase complex
Molecular function (GO): ATPase activator activity
Source: RefSeq, a predicted model, not a curated record